CAAGCCGGUUCUCAAAAGCCAAUGAGCGCCAUCUAAUUUUCAUCGACACCCACCUGCAACAAUAUCUCUAACCACGCCCCCCCGAAGACGCGACAUCGAUACGCCUGGCGUCAUGGCGGAUUACAGCAAGCUCAAGGUCACCGAGCUGCGCGAUUUGGUCAAAGAGCGCGACAUUCCCGCCGCGGGCCUCAAGCUCAAGCAGCAAUUCGUCGACGCCCUCGUGGCUUACGAUGAAGAGAAUCCAUCAGCAACCACUGGCGGAGUGAACGAGACCGAGGAGGGAAAUGCUGAAGAAGCAGAGGUCGACGAGGAUGCAGCAAUGGAAGAGGCACAGGCCGACGAUGCGGUCGCCAACGAUGAGACAGAACAGGCUCAGGACAGCGACACGGAAAACCGCAAACGCAAACGACGCAGUCCGACGCCGCCCGUAGACGCAGAAUCGAUCAGCAAGAAGCUCAAGACGGGAGAGGACGACGAGGCCAGCCCGGCAGAGGCACCGAAAGACGAAGACACGAAAGACCAACCACGCUCGGGACAAGAAUCGCGAGACGUCGAAAUGCAAAACGGACGCGACGACGACGAGGAGACCAAAGCCGACGCGGACCGCCUCCGACGCACAUCGGAUCCCAAACCAUCACAACCCCGGGAGCCGCGCGAGACCACCAACCCAUCGAAACCCGACCGGACCAUGGCCGACGCGCCCUCGGGGCCCCGAUCCCGCACCGCGCGCAACGCGCCCGUCCGCACCAUCGAGCCACGCGACGACGACGGCGACGACGAGCCACGCACGCUCCGGCCGCUGCCGCCGGCGCCGCCGGCGCACGUGCCCGCGGCGAACACCAGCAGCGGGACGUCGUUCUUCUCGCUGGACGAGCGGUUCAGCCGCACGGAGACGAAGCCGAAGCUGUACUUCAAGGCGGUGGGCGACGAGCGGGCGGCGGUGCGGUGGGACGCGCUGCAGACGGAGACGAGCGCCGCGUGGGAGCCCGCGGUGCAGUACGACGACGACGUCUACGCCAUGAGCAACAUGCGGAGGUACACGUUCGAGGACGACCGCCUGGUCGACUCCGGCCCGGACUUCGGCAUCUUCGGGCGGCCCGGCGGUGGUGGCGGGAAGGAGGGCGGCGGCCGGGACGGCGGGAGGGAUGGAAGGGGGUACGGCGGCGGCGGCGGCGGUGGGAGGGGCGGGAGGGGUUAUGGGGGGCCCCGCGGUGGGUAUGGUGGUGGACGAGGCGGUGGGAGGGACCGCCGGGGUCCGCGGUCGGGCGAUUUCUACGACGGCGGCGGGGGGCCGCCGGGGCAUCGGCGCGAUUGGUGAGAGAGAGAGAAUGGGAGAGAGAAGGGAGAUUUGGCCUUUGUAGAUGGGGGAAAGACACCACCUCGAAAGAAAGAAAAAAAAAAGGGAACGAAAGGGGUUUCCCAUCGUCCUAGGAUCACGAUCGAAUCAUUCCUUUUUCAUUUUGUGUUUGCUUCCGUGGGAUGAUAUGUUCUCACAUUUUUGGGGAUGGUCGUAGGAACCUGCUUCUUCCGCGGCUCUUCUACUUACUGCUAUUACUACUACUACUCGGUGCUAGCCGGCUCUCUCUUCCUUCCUUUCUACCUUUCUAUCUCUCUUGUCCUUCCUUUUUUUUU
This is a messenger RNA of Dissoconium aciculare CBS 342.82, 1632 nucleotides long. RefSeq lists its product as uncharacterized. The record is from RefSeq and is a predicted model, not a curated record. The transcript has a single exon. Lineage: Eukaryota; Fungi; Ascomycota; Dothideomycetes; Mycosphaerellales; Dissoconiaceae. Bases 113 to 1318 code for a protein of 401 amino acids.